Molecule: messenger RNA, 5282 nt
Organism: Acipenser ruthenus (sterlet)
Lineage: Eukaryota; Metazoa; Chordata; Actinopteri; Acipenseriformes; Acipenseridae
Product: Fc receptor-like protein 5
Exons: 22
Coding region: 17-5014 (1665 amino acids)
Biological process (GO): cell surface receptor signaling pathway
Molecular function (GO): transmembrane signaling receptor activity
Source: RefSeq, a predicted model, not a curated record
UUUAGUUCCAGGCAGAAUGCGGGCUGGGAAACUCUACAUUGUGAUGUGUCUCCUGGCAACAACUCCAACUCAUGUUACCUCUCCUACCGUGGACAAGCCAAAGCCUGUCCUGACCCGGGAGCCUGCAGGAGAGAUAUUUGAAGGAGACAAAGUCACCCUGAGCUGUGUGGUUAGGGGGGGCUCUGGUGGCUGGAGAUAUCGCUGGUACAAAGGCAGUCAGCACAGUACUCCAGUGUACCAGACUGACAGCAGCAGUAAAACUGGAGCUGGAUACACAAUCAGUGCUGCUGCUCUGAAUCACAGUGGAGAGUACUGGUGUCGAGCUGAAAGAGGGAGAAACCCAUUUAACUCAGACUACAGCAGUGCUGUCAAUAUAGAAGUAUCAGAGCUGUUCAGCACAUCCACUCUGACAGUGCUACCUGAUGCCUCAGUGUGGGAGGGAGAGCCUGUGACUCUGCAGUGUGGGGCUCACAUAAAUAAACACGACACACAGCUGCAGUACCGCUAUAUCAAAGACAAUGUGAAUCUGAGUGGAGCUCGAUCACGGGAUCCAUACUCAAUCCCAGCGGCAGAGCUAAAAGACACAGGGAGCUACCAGUGUGAGGUGGAGGCAGCAGGGAUGGGGGUGAAGAAAAGGAGUGAUUCUGUGUGGCUUUUUGUGAAAGAGCUGUUUAGGAAACCCACUCUGACAUUCACCCCUGUGAGUCCAGAGUGGGAGGGAGAGGCUGUGACUCUGCAGUGUGGGGUUCAGAUAAAUAAACAGGGCACACAGCUGCAGUACCGCUAUAUCAAAGACAAUGGGAAUCUGAUUGGAGCUGGAUCACAGGAUCAGCACUCAAUCCCAGCGGCAGGGCUGAGAGACACAGGGAGCUACCAGUGUGAGGUUGAGGCAGCAGGGACGGGGCUGAAUAAAAGGAGUGAUUCUGUGAGGCUUUCUCUGAAAGAUGGCCAGCCAAAGCCUGUCCUGACCCGGGAGCCUGCAGGAGAGAUAUUGGAAGGAGACACAGUGACUCUGAGCUGUGUGGUUGAGGGGGGCUCUGAUGGCUGGAGAUAUCUCUGGCACAAAGGCAUGCUGUCUGAUCUUCUCUCAUCUUUUGUCUCUACAGAACGACCCCAGGCUGUCCUGACCCAGGAGCCUGCAUGGACACAGAUAUACGAAACAGAGAGAGUGACACUGAGAUGUCAGGUUCAGGGGGGUUACACUGACUGGAGAUUCACAUGGUACAAAGAUGGGAGGAAUGAUCUAGUAACCCAGGAUUACUACAGCAGGAUAGCUGGUGACAGCUACACAAUUAGCUCUGCUGCUCAAUACCACAGUGGGAAAUAUACCUGUAAAGGUGUAAGGACAGGUAACCCAUCGUUCUCUACAAUCAGCGAUGCUCUUACACUGAGAGUAUCAGCUGGCAAGCCAAAGCCUGUCCUGACCCAGAAGCCUGCAGGAGAGAUACUGGAGGGAGACACAGUCACCCUGAGCUGCUCUGUUCAGCCAUAUUCUAGUGGCUGGAGAUAUCUCUGGUACAAAGGCAGUCAGUACAGCACUCCAGUGUACCAGACUGACAGCAGCAGUGGAACUGGAGUCGGAUACACAAUCAGUGCUGCUGCUCUAUCCCAGAGUACCGGUGGAGAGUACCGGUGUCUAGCUGGACGGGGUAGCAAACCGUUUAACUCAGACUACAGCAAUGCUGUCAAGAUAAAAGUUUCAGAGCUGUUCAGCACACCCACUCUGACAGUGAGGCCUCAUGCCUCAGUGUGGGAGGGAGAGGCUGUGACUCUGCAGUGUGGGGCUCAGAUAUAUAAACAGGGCACACAACUGCAGUACCGCUAUAUCACAGUCAAUGGAGAUCUGAGUGGAGCUGGAUCACAGGAUCAGUACUCAAUCCCAGCGGCAGAGCUGAGAGACAGAGGGAGCUACCAGUGUGAGGUGGAGGCAGCAGGGACGGGGGUGAAGAAAAGGAGUGAUUCUGUGUGGCUUUCUGUGAGCGAGCUGUUUAGGAAACCCACUCUGACAUUCACCCCUGUGAGUCCAGUGUGGGAGGGAGAGGCUGUGACUCUGCAGUGUGGGGUUCAGAUAGAUAAAUGGGGCACCCGGCUCCAGUACCGCUAUAUCAAAGACAAUGGGGAUCUGAGAGGAGCUGGAUCACAGGAUCAGCAUUCAAUCCCAGCAGCAGAGCUGAGAGACACAGGGAGCUACCAGUGUGAGGUGGAGGCAGCAGGGACGGGGCUGAAGAAAAGGAGUGAUUCUGUGAGGCUUUCUCUGAAAGAGCUGCCCCAGCCUACAAUCACCCUGGAGCCUCCAUUCCUAGAGAUAUGCACCGGGGAGACAGUCACUCUGAGGUGUGGGGUUGAGGUGGGUUCUGCUGGCUGGAAAUAUCUCUGGUACAAAGACAGUGAGGACACUCCAGUGCUCCAGACUGCUGGACGCAGUAUAACUGGUGACAGCUACACAAUCACUGCAGCUGCUGUAUCUGACCAGGGCCAGUACUGCUGUCGAGGACAAAGAGGAGAUCAGCCACUCUACUCACAGCUCAGUGAUAAAGUAAUAUUAACUGUGUCUGAGGUUCGUCCCAAGGCUGUCCUGACCCUGCAUCCUGCCUGGACACAGAUAUUCACAGGAGAGACAGUCACCCUGAGCUGUGAGGUGGAGGGGGGCUCUGCUGGCUGGAGGUUUAAACAGUACAGAGACGGACAUGAAGAGGUAUGGUGCAAUGAUCAAUACAACAGGAGAGAUGGGGACAGCUGCACAAUCAGUACCGCUCAGUAUAACCACAGUGGAGUGUACUGGUGUGAGUCUGGACAGGAGCGCAGUAAUGCUGUCAACCUAACUAUGUCCAAGCUGCCCCAGCCUACAAUCACCCUGGAGCCUCCAUUCCCAGAGAUAUUCACCGGGGAGACAGUCACUCUGAGGUGUGGGGUUGAGGGGGGUUCUGCUGGCUGGAAAUAUCUCUGGUACAAAGACAGUGAGGACACUCCAGUGCUCCAGACUGCUGGCCGCAGUAUAACUGGUGACAGCUACACAAUCACUGCAGCUGCUGUAUCUGACCAGGGCCAGUACUGGUGUCGAGGACAGAGAGGAGAUCAGCCACUCUACUCACAUCUCAGUGAUAAAGUAAUAUUAACUGUGUCUGAGCUGUUUAGCACACCCACUCUAACAGUGCUACCUGGUGCCUCAGCGUGGGAGGGAGAGACUGUGACUCUGCAGUGUGGGUCUCAGAUAUAUAAACAUGGCACACAGCUGCAGUACCGCUAUAUCAAAGACAAUUGGAAUGUGAGAGGAGCUGGAUCACAGGAUCAUCGCUCAAUCCCAGCGGCAGAGCCGAGAGACACAGGGAGCUACCAGUGUGAGGUGGAGGCAGCAGGGACGGGGCUGAAGAAAAGGAGUGAUUCUGUGUGGCUUUCUGUGAGAGAGUUGUUUACCAGCCCUGCUCUGACAGUGAUGCCUGAUGCCUCAGUGUGGGAGGGAGAGACUGUGACUCUGCAGUGUGGGGCUCAGAUAAAUAAACGGGGCACACAGCUGAAGUACCGCUAUAGCAAAGACAAUGGGGAUCUGAGUGGAGCUGGAUCACGGGAUCCAUACUCAAUCCCAGCGGCAGUUCCGAGAGACACAGGGAGCUACCAGUGUGAGGUGGAGGCAGCAGGGAUGGGGGUGAAGAAAAUGAGUGAUUCUGUGUCACUGACUGUGAGAGAGCUGUUUAGGAAACCCACUCUGACAUUCACCCCUGCGAGUCCAGUGUGGAAGGGAGAGGCUGUGACUCUGCAGUGUGGGGCUCAGAUAUAUAAACAGGGCACACAGCUGCAGUACCGCUAUAUCAAAGACAAUGGGGAUCUGAGUGGAGCUCGAUCACGGGAUCCAUACUCAAUCCCAGCAGCAGAGCUGAGAGACACAGGGAGCUACCAGUGUGAGGUGGAGGCAGCAGGGACGGGGAUGAAGAAAAGGAGUGAUUCUGUGAGGCUUUCUAUGAAAGAGCUGCCCCAGACUACACUCACCCUGGAGCCUCUAUUCCCAGAGAUAUGCACUGGGGAGACAGUCACUCUGAGGUGUGGGGUUAAAGGGGGUUCUGCUGGCUGGAAAUAUCUCUGGUACAAAGACAAUGAGGACACUCCAGUGCUCCAGACUGCUGGCCGCAGUAUAACUGGUGCCAGUUACACCAUCACUGCAGCUGCUGUAUCUGACCAGGGCCAGUACUGGUGUCGAGGACAAAGAGGAGAUCAGCCACUCUACUCACAGCUCAGUGAUAAAGUAAUAUUAACUGUGUCUGAUCAAUGGGUGAUCCUGCAGACUCCCCUCCAGCCUGUGAUUGAGGGAGACUCUCUGACUCUGAGGUGUCGUGUCCGCACAAAUUAUACAUUUACCAGGAUUGUCUUUUUUAAAGAUAAUGAAGAGAUUCAGUCCCAGAAUAACACAGAGCUGAGUGUGGAUCGUGUUUCAAAGAGUGACGAGGGGUCCUACAAGUGCAGAGCGAUGUGGAACUCCUCAACUUACUCUGGUGACUCUGCAGAGGUGCGGGUGUCAGUGAGAGAGCUGUUCUCCAGGGUGACUCUGACAGCCUCUCCAGGAGCCACAGUGAAGGAGGGAGAGGCUCUUAACCUGACCUGUGAGGCAGCAGUGAACAAAACCCCCCGCCCUCAACUCCACUACACCAUUGUGAGAGAUGGGGUGCCUGUGACUAACAGCACUAACUCUGCACUGUACAGCAUAGCCAGCAGUGAGAAGAGCCACACUGGGAGCUACACGUGUGCUGUGGAGUCACAGGGAGUGAGGAAGAGCAGCCAGGAGCUACACAUUGAAGUGCAAACGUCCUGGCACAGCGCUGUUGCUAUUGGCUACAGAGUGAGCUUCACUCUGAUUCAUUUCAUUGUGUUCACUCUGCUGCUCCUUCAAUACUGCAGGAUCCAAGGUUCCCUGUGUAUUGCUGGCGGUACAUCACGGAAAACCUCGGAUCAGGAUCAGGAGCAGUCAGCAGAGAGGAUUGAGCUCUGCAGCCGUGUGCAGCACACUGGAGUGGAACUGCAAUAGUAUUGCACUGUCGUACUGAAGAUCAGCCUGACUGCCAUGUUUUAGAACUACUGUGAAUAUCUGUUCAAACUGCGGCUGUAGUUUACAGAAAAUGACCAUUGACUGGGGUAUUUUCUAAGACCUCAAAACAAAUGGAUUAUUCAUUGAUUGUUUGAUUUAAUUCAUUUAUUUAAUAGAUUGCUUGAUUGCACAGUGUAACUUGAAGUGCAUUACUGAACAAUGUAUGUAUUCAUAAGCUAUCCUUUAGUCAAUAAACUGCUUUAUUCUA